AUGCGUAAAAGUAUUGUUUUGAAGUCUCGUAUUCUACCUGUAGAAGGUAUACGUAAUAGGUUUUCUAAUAAAAUAGAGCUCGUUGAAAAGAUAUAUGAUGCAAAUAUAUUGUUUGUUAUUGUAGCCCAAUAUUCUAUAAUAUGUCCAACAGCCAUUUGGAACAACACUUUCACGGUGAUUGCAGGUAUAACAGGAGUAGGAGGAGGUGGGACUGCCUUAUUGAAUGGUCCUCUUGAUAUAUUUUACACCGGAAAUAAUACGUUUUAUAUUGCUGAUUACUAUAACAAUCGAAUUCAAAAGUUUGCUGAUGGAUCAGCAAGAGCAACAACAGUUACGAAUUUAACUCUUUCUAAUCCGAGCAGUGUUCAUGUUACCAAUAAUGGUGAUAUAUACGUUUUGGAUACCAGCAAUUAUAGAGUUGUUCAAUGGGUUAACAAUGUCGUUACAGUAGUAGCUGGUGGUCGCGGUUCUGGUUCGGGACUAAAUCAGAUAACGACGAGUCACGCAAUGCACGUCGAUGCUAAUUCCAAUAUAUACGUAUCAGAAUAUUUGAAUCAUCGAGUUACUUUAUGGACUGCUGGCAAUCCAAACAUCAGUCAAGUGGUGGCUGGUGGAUAUGGAGUUGGUAGCUCAUCAGAUAAACUUAAUAAUCCGUAUGGAAUAUACGUUGACAACAGUGGUACAUUAUUUAUUGCCGAUGCUAGCAACCAUCGUAUUCAAAAAUGGCCUUCAGGCGCAGUUGUUGGUACUACUGUUGCAGGUCAAACUGGUGCUUCCGGUAGUUUGUCGUAUCAAUUGAAUUAUCCGACACAUGUCAUGAUGGAUCAAUAUGGUUAUCUGUAUAUAAUGGAUGCUAAUAAUAACAGAAUUCAAAAAUGGUUUCCGGGAGCAACAUAUGGAGUAACUGUUGUGUCAUCAAGUAGCAUGAACGAUCCACGAGCAAUACGUUUUGAUCCUUAUGGUAAUAUAGUUGUGGCUGAUCAUACUUCUGAUCGAGUUAUUUCAUUUGCCAUGCUAUGUCCACCAAACGCAACGACAACUGUAGCACCAACACCACAACCAAUUAUUCCAGUAUGUCAAACAGCUGUGUGGAAUCAAUCAUUUACAGUCAAAGCUGGAUCAACAGGAAAUGCACAAUCAUCAGAAACAACACUCAACACUCCUCAUAAUAUAUAUAUCGAUACCUAUGGGAAUUUGUACGUCGCUGAUUGUACCAAUCACAGAAUUCAAAGAUUUCCACGCGGCUCAAUGUUUGGUACAACAGUAGCUGGUAUCUCAGCUAGUCUUGGUUCCAGUUAUUCCCAUCUUUACUAUCCAACAUCAAUAUAUGUUGAUCCAAGCAAUGCAAUGUACAUAUUAGAUUGGAGCAAUUGCAGAGUGUUGCAAUGGCAACUAGGUGAUCCACUUGGUUUUGUUGUUGCUGGUGGUCAUGGAUGUGGUGGAGCAUUGACUCAAAUAGACAAUAGCUAUGGUUUGUUUGUUGAUAGUCAAAGUAAUAUUUAUAUAUCAGAUUAUCGAAACCAUCGAGUCGUGAAAUGGAAUCCAACCAAUACCACUUCUGGAUUCUUGGUCGCUGGUGGAAAUGGUCUUGGUACCACCGCAGAACGAUUAAAUUAUCCAUGGGGAGUUUAUGUCGAUAGUAAUCAAGGUGUAUAUGUCGUUGAUCAUUCAAAUCAUAGAGUUCAAUUCUGGGCAUCUGGAACAACAUCAGGUGUUACUGUCGCCGGUAUGACUAGUAUUUCAGGUCCAUGGUCUUAUCAAUUUACCAAUCCAACUGCAAUCACUUUCGAUUCAAAUGGCUACAUGUAUGUUUUGGAUACUGGAAAUAAUCGAGUUCAACAAUGGUGGCCUGGAGCUGCCUAUGGAAAAACUGUUGUAGCAGCAUCAUUGAAUUCUGCAUAUGGAUUACAAAUUGACCACAAUGCGGCUUCAACUACAACAACGACUCUACCACCAACUACACCAACUACUCAAUUAUGUGCAACAGCUACUUGGAAUGCAACAGUUAAUGUUCGAGCUGGAAUUACAGGAACUAUAGGAACAUCAACUACUUUGCUAAGGUAUCCAUCUAAUACGUAUUUUGAUGGAUAUCAAAAUAUGUAUGUUGUUGAUACUUCUAAUCACAGAAUUCAAUUAUUCGCAUCAGGAUCGUAUACAAGCACAACUGUUGCUGGUAAUUCUGGUUCUGCUGGUAGUGGAUAUUCAGAACUUAACAAUCCAUCUGCUAUUUAUGUUGAUGCAAACAGAAUAAUGUAUAUCUUAGAUACUGCAAACUAUCGAGUUUUAAAAUGGACAUUAGGAGAACCACUAGGUUAUGUUGUUGCUGGUGGUCAAUCAUGGGGUUCAGCAUUAACUCAAAUUUCAACAAGUUAUGGUAUGUUUGUUGAUAAUCAAUAUAAUAUUUGGGUGUCGGACAGUGGUAACAAUCGUGUCACUUUUUGGUCGGUGGCUGGUGGAAAUGGUGCUGGUAGUACACCAGAAAAAUUAAAUAAUCCAUGGGGAAUAUAUGUUGAUGCAAAUCAAGCAGCGUUUAUAGUUGAUAGAAAUAAUCAUCGUGUACAACGUUGGGAUAAUGGAGUACUUAGUGGUGUUACUGUUGCUGGUACAACUGGUAGUUCAGGUCCUUGGUCUUAUCAAUUCAGUAGUCCUACAGCAGUCAUGCUUGAUCCGGCUGGUUUUAUAUACGUUUUAGAUUCUGGUAAUGCACGAAUUCAAAAAUGGUGGCCCGGUGCACUUUAUGGAGCAACAGUUUUUGCAGCAUCAUUUGCUACGCCACUUGGAAUGCAACUUGAUCGUCUUAAUAAUCUUGUUGUAACUGAUACAAAUAAUCAUCGAAUUGUUUCUUUUGGUCUUCUAUGCCCUUCAACAACAUCUCAAAUAUGUGCCACAGCUGUUUGGAAUGAAGCUUCUUCACCGUUAGCUGGAAUAUCAGGAACUUUGGGUUCAUCAACAACACAACUUUAUAAUCCAUAUGAUAUUGCUUUUGAUGGAUAUCUUAAUUUAUAUGUGGCCGAUUAUACUAAUCAUAGAAUCCAACUAUUUAGUUCAGAAUCAUCGAUUGGAACAACAGUAGCUGGCCAGUCAGGUGCUGCUGGUAGUGGAUAUUCACAACUCAACAAUCCAUCUGCUAUUUAUAUCGAUGCAAGAAGAACAAUGUACAUAUUAGAUACUUCAAACUAUAGAGUUUUGAAAUGGGCAUUUGGAGAUCCAUUAGGUUAUGUUGUUGCUGGUGGUCAAUCGUGGGGUUCAGCAUUAACUCAAAUUACAACAAGUUAUGCAAUGUUUGUUGAUAAUCAAGGCAACGUUUAUGUAUCAGAAUAUGGCAAUCAUCGUGUCACUCUGUGGUUAACAACUAAUACAACUACUGGAAUAUUGGUGGCUGGUGGAAAUGGUGCUGGUAGUACAUCACAAAAGUUAAAUAGUCCUUGGGGAAUUUAUGUCGAUGUGAACAGUACCAUCUUCAUAGUUGAUAAAGCCAAUCAUCGAGUACAACGCUGGGAUUCAGGGGCGUUGACCGGUGUUACUGUUGCUGGUUCAAGUGGAAAUGGAGGUCCAUAUGCUUAUCAAUUUAAUAAUCCCACUGGAAUCACAUUUGAUCAAUAUGGUUAUAUGUAUGUGUUGGACACAGGAAAUUCACGCGUUCAACGUUGGUUUCCAGAAGCCACUUAUGGAGUCACAGUCGUAGCCACAUCGAUGAGUACUCCAUAUGGAAUUGAAGUUGGUCCUCGUGGUGAAUUAAUUAUAGCUGAUACAGGCAACCAUUGUAUUUUAUCUUUUGUCAUGUCAUGUCCACCGCCAUCUACAACAACAACUGUACCACCAACCCAAGGAAUGACUCAAGUAUGUGCUACAGCAGCAUGGAAUCAAGCAUAUACUACUAUAGCUGGAUCAAUGUCAACUGCAGGAUCAACAACAACUCAACUCAAUAGCCCAUCUGAUAUAGGUUUUGAUGGAUAUCAGAAUAUGUAUGUUGUUGACACUAAUAAUCAUCGAAUUCAACGUUUUCCAUCAGGAUCAAAUGUUGGAACAACAGUAGCCGGUGUAUCAGGUUCUGCUGGUAACAGACUGGCAGAACUCUCUUCUCCAUCUUCAAUAUAUGUUACUUCAAAUCAAACGAUGUUUAUAUUAGAUACAAACAACUAUCGAGUUUUAAAAUGGCAAGUUGGCAAUCCAUUUGGAUACAUAGUUGCUGGUGGUCAAGGUUUAUGUUCAACAUUCAAUUGCAUUGGAACAAGCAAUUCUUUAUUCGUCGACAAUCAAUAUAAUACUUAUGUGUCCGAAAGUAGUAAUAAUCGAGUGACAAUAUGGCAAGUCACUAAUACAAGUGUCGGACAAUUAGUAGCUGGUGGAAAUGGUGCUGGUAAUACAGCAGAUAAGCUUAACUCUCCAUGGGGCAUUUAUGUCGAUGUCAACGGAAGAAUAUUUGUUGUCGAUCGAAAUAAUCACAGAGUACAAAGAUGGGAUGUGGGUGCUGCUAUUGGUGUUACUGUUGCUGGAUCGACGAGUGAUCCAGGUCCAUGGGCAUAUCAAUUUAGUAGUCCAACAGCAAUCACACUUGAUCAAUAUGGUUAUAUAUACGUUUUGGAUUACAACAAUGAUCGUGUGCAAAAAUGGGUUUCGGGAGCAAGUUUUGGUAUUACUGUGGUUGCAACAAAUUUGGGCAAUCCAAGUGGAAUGCGAUUUGAUCGUCAAAGUAAUAUAGUUGUCACUGAUACAACUAAUCAUCGAAUUUUAUCAUUUGGACUCACAUGUCCACCUGCUACAACAACAACUAUAGCGCCUCCAACUCAAGCAAUUGUACCAUUAUGUGCAACAGCUAUGUGGAAUCAAUCAUCUUCUAAUUUAGCCGGAGCCAUGUCUACAUCAGGAACUACAUCGACUUUACUCGCUUAUCCAUAUGAUAUUGAUUUUGAUGGAUAUCGAUACAUGUAUGUUGCUGAUAGGAAUAAUCAUCGUAUACAAAGAUUUGCCCCAGGCUCAAAUAUUGGUGUAAAUGUCGCUGGUUUCUCUCUUGGAUCUGGUGUAUCACGUUCUGAACUUUAUUAUCCUUCAGCCAUUGCAGUAUCAUCAAAUGGAACAAUGUUUAUUUUAGACACUUAUAGUUUUCGUGUUUUAAAAUGGCAACUUGGAGAUGCAUUAGGCUAUAUAGUUGCUGGUGGUCAUGGUCAAGGUUCAGCAUAUACUCAGAUGGAUUAUAGUUAUGGAAUAUUUGCUGAUGAUCAAUAUAAUAUUUAUUUAUCUGAACAAGUAAAUUGUCGAGUAAUGUUUUGGUCUGCAAGUAAUACAAGUGCAGGACAAUUGGUUGCUGGUGGAAAUGGUGCUGGUAACACAGCCGAUAAACUUAAUUCUCCAUGGGGUAUUUAUGUUAAUGUCAACAGAUCAAUUUUUGUUGUCGAUCGAAGUAAUCACAGAGUACAAAGAUGGGACUUAAGUGCUGCCAGUGGUGUUACUGUUGCUGGAUCGACGAGUGAUCCAGGUCCAUGGUCAUAUCAAUUUAGUAGUCCAACAGCAAUUACACUCGAUCAAUAUGGUUAUAUAUACGUAUUGGAUUAUAAUAAUAACCGAGUACAAAAAUGGUGGCCCGGAGCUAGUUAUGGCACGACUAUUAUCACAGCACAGUUUUCCAAUCCGACUGGAAUGAAAAUUGAUCAUCUUGGUAAUAUUGUUGUCGCAGAUGCAUCCAAUCAUCGAGUCUUAUCUUUUCCUAUCGCAUGUCCGGCUCCAACAACGACAACUACAGCACCACCAUUUCCAACAACAAGUCCCUUAUGUGCAACAGCGGCAUGGAAUCAAUCACUUUCUAUUGUGGCUGGUGCAACAUCAAAUGCGGGAUCCACAUCAACGUUACUUAAUUAUCCGUAUUAUGUAGCUUUCGAUGGAUAUCGUAAUAUGUAUGUUGUUGAUUACAACAAUCAUAGAGUGCAAUUAUAUCAAGAAGGUUCAUCUACUGGAAGAACAGUAGCUGGAUUUUCACUUUCAUCUGGUGCAUCACGCGCAGAACUCUAUUAUCCAGUAGCCAUUCGUGUUACACACAAUCAAACUAUGUUUAUCUUGGAUAGAAGUAAUUAUAGAGUGUUUCGUUGGCAAGUUGGAGACCAACUUGGCUAUGUUAUAGCUGGAGGCCAUGGAGUAGGAGCAGCAUUUACUCAAAUUGGAACAAGCUAUGAUAUAUUUCUCGAUUCUCAGUACAAUAUUUAUGUUUCGGAAUAUGAUAAUCAUCGAAUAACACUUUGGUCUAAUGGUAAUACGACUGCUGGAAGACUGGUGGCCGGUGGAAAUGGUGCUGGUAGUACUGCAGAUAAACUCAAUGGACCAUGGGGAAUAUAUGUUGAUGCCUCGAAUACAAUAUAUAUCGUCGAUCGUUCAAAUCAUAGAGUUCAACGAUGGCUUUUCGGAGCAAGUUUUGGUGAUACAGUCGCGGGUUCAACUAGUGAUGCUGGUCCAUGGUCAUAUCAGUUAAGUAGUCCAACAACAAUUACAAUGGAUAUAUAUGGAUACAUUUAUAUAAUGGAUUAUAGCAAUACUCGUGUACAAAAAUGGUGGCCUGGAGCAUCCUAUGGCAGCACUGUAGCAUCAGCAGCAUUGGGCAAUGCGUAUGGAUUAGCAUUGGAUCUUCUUGGUGACAUAGUUGUAGCUGAUACAUCAAAUUCUCGAGUCGUGAAAUUUAGUUUAGUGUGCCUCGCCACAACAACAACAACUGCAGCACCAGCAACUCAGCCAAUUAUUCCAUUGUGUCCAACAGCUGCUUGGAAUCAAUCAUUUUCUAUUGGAGCUGGCGCCACAUCAGCUCCAGGUAAUACAGCAACAUUAAUAAACAGUCCAUAUGAUAUUGCUUUUGAUGGAUAUGAUAAUAUGUAUGUUGCCGAUUUUAAUAAUAACCGAAUACAGAAAUUUCCAUACGGAUCGUUUGUUGGUUCAACGGUAGCUGGUUUUACACUUACAGCUGGUUCGACACGUGCGCAACUGUAUUAUCCAACAGCCAUUGCUGUUUCACCAAAUGGUACAAUGUUUAUUGUGGAUCAUUAUAAUUUUCGUGUUUUAAAAUGGCAAGAUGAAGAUCCACUAGGCUAUGUAGUUGCUGGUGGUCGUGGUCUAGGUUCAACAUAUGAUAAGUUAGGAUAUUGUGCUGGUAUAUUUGUCGAUGAACACUACAAUGUUUAUGUGUCAGACAAUUCAAAUAAUCGAGUAACUAUUUGGUAUGCUGGUAAUACAACAGCAGGAGUAUUGGUGGCUGGUGGAAAUGGUGUUGGAAGUACUGCAGAUAAAUUAAAUGGACCAUGGGGUGUAUAUGUUGAUGUUAAUGGAUCAAUUUACAUUGCUGAUCGAAACAACCAUCGAGUUCAAUUAUGGAUUGCAGGUGGAAAUGCUGGAAUAACGGUUGCUGGAACAACUGGUAGUGUAGGUACAUGGUCAUAUCAACUCAGUAGUCCAACAGCUGUAACUUUAGAUCAGUAUGGUAACUUGUAUGUACUAGAUCAAGGCAAUAACAGAGUCCAAAAAUGGUUUCCAGGAGCAACGUAUGGAACAACUGUUAUAUCGGCAACUAUGAGUAGUCCAUAUGGUAUGAGAAUCGAUCGUUUUGGUAAUAUGUUUAUCACUGAUACAGGUUAUCAUCGCGUUUUAUCGUUUACAUUGAUAUGCCCAUCAUCUACUACAACAACAAUAGCACCACCAACCCAAACAACAGUUCCACUUUGUUCAACUGCGUCAUGGAAUUCAUCAUUUACUACGAUAGCUGGUGCAAUAUCAAAUCCAGGAUCUACAUCAACUUUAUUUUCUUCUCCAUAUGACAUGACUUUUGAUGGAUAUCAAAAUAUGUACGUGGCCGAUAAUAACAAUCAUAGAAUUCAACGGCUUCCAGCUGGAUCAAAUAUUGGCCAAACUGUAGCCGGUAUUGCAUUUACAUCGGGUAGUGGACUUUCUGAACUUUCAUAUCCAACAGCAAUCUCUGUUGCUCCUAAUGGAGUAAUGUACAUAUUAGAUAGUAAUAACUAUCGAGUACUUAAAUGGCAACUUGGAGAUCCACUUGGUGCUCUCGUUGUUGGUGGUCGAGGUUCUGGUACUGCACUUAAUCAAAUAGCUUUAAGUAAUGGAAUGUUUGUUGAUAAUCAAUAUAAUGUUUAUGUAUCGGAAACUGCUAAUAAUCGGGUUACAAAAUGGUUUAAUGGAAAUACAACUGCUGGUAUAUUGGUUGCUGGUGGUAAUGGUCUCGGUAGUACAUCAGAUAAAUUAAGUGGACCUUGGGGAAUCUAUGUUGAUAGUAGCAAUACACUUUAUGUCGUUGAUCGUGGUAAUCAUCGCGUACAAAAAUGGAUAUCGGGUGCUCCUCUUGGUGUUACUGUUGCUGGAUCAACUAGUGAUCCAGGUCCAUGGGUUUAUCAGUUCAACAAUCCAACAUCAAUCACAUUUGAUCAAUAUGGUUAUAUGUACGUUCUAGAUCAAGGCAACAACAGAGUUCAAAAAUGGUUUCCAGGAGCGGUUUAUGGAACAACUAUCAUAAGUGCAACAAUGAGUAGUCCAAAAGGAAUGCAAUGGGAUCUAUUAGGGAAUUUGGUUGUAGCUGAUACAUCAUUUCAUCGAAUUAUUUCUUUUCCUGUUACAUGUCCGUCGUCAACUACAACGGCUGCACCACCAUCAACUCUACCAGUUGUUCCAAUGUGUGCAACAGCUUCUUGGAAUCAGACAUAUUCUCUUAGAGCCGGUUCAACAUCAACUACAGGAACUAUAGCAACCUUAUUUAACAGUCCAUACGAUGUUGCUUUUGAUGCAUAUGAAAAUAUGUAUAUAGUUGAUUCAUCUAAUCACCGUAUUCAACUUUUUCAACCAGGCUCAAGUAACGCAAUAACUAUUGCUGGUAGUACAGGUUCUCCUGCUGCUGCACGGUCUCAACUCAACACUCCCUAUGCGAUACGUGUUACUGCAACUGGAGUAAUGUAUAUUUUAGAUGGUGCCAACAAUAGAGUGCUUCGUUGGCAAGCAGGAAAUCCAGUUGGUUAUAUUGUAGCUGGUGGACAAGGUUCUGGUGCCGCAUAUACUCAGAUAGGAACAAGUUAUGCUUUAUUUCUUGAUAGUCAAUACAAUAUCUAUGUAUCGGAAUCCAGUAAUAACAGAGUCACAAAGUGGACUGCAGGCAAUACAACUGCUAGUAUUUUGGCGGCUGGUGGUAAUGGCGUCGGAAGUACAGCAGAUAAAUUAAAUGGACCAUGGGGAAUCUAUGUUGAUAGUAGUAAUGCUGUAUUUGUCGUCGAUCGAAAUAACCAACGAGUACAACAAUGGAGUUAUGGAUCAACAAUCGGUAUUACUGUCGCUGGAACAACUGGUAGUUCAGGUCCAUGGUCUUAUCAAUUCAGUAAUCCAACAGCAAUAACUUUUGAUAUAUAUGGCUAUAUGUAUGUUUUGGAUACUGGCAAUAAUAGAGUCCAAAAAUGGUUUCCAGGAGCAAUCUAUGGUACAACUGUUAUAUCAACAACUAUGAGCACUCCAUAUGGCAUGACAUUUGAUCGUCUUGGCAAUAUUUUUAUUGCUGACACAUCUUUUCACAGAAUUUUGUCAUUUUCUCUAACAUGCCCUGCUACAACAACAACUCCACCACCAUUACCAACUCAAAUGGCAAUUACACUUUGUCCAACAGCGACAUGGAAUGCCACAUUUACUCAAAUAGCUGGUGGAACAGCAAUUGCAUCAUCUACACAAUAUCUAUUGUCUAGUCCAUACUAUGUUACUGUUGAUGCAUAUCAAAAUGUUUACGUAGUAGAUUAUGGUAAUCAUAGAAUUCAACGAUUUCCAUUGGGAUCUAUUGGUGGUGACACUGUAGCUGGUGUUUCAGCCGCUUCAGGUGCUGGAUUUUCUCAACUCAAUAAUCCAACAGCGAUCUAUGUUGAUUCUAGUGGAACAAUGUAUAUUUUGGAUAGUAACAACUAUAGAGUUCUCAAAUGGCAAGACAGAGAGCCACUUGGUACUGUCAUUGUUGGUGGUCGAGGUUCUGGCAGUACAUUUGAUAAAAUAGCUUUAAGUAAUGGAAUGUUUGUUGAUAAUCAAUAUAAUGUUUAUGUAUCUGAAACUGCUAAUAAUCGAGUUACAAAAUGGUUGAAUGGAAAUACAACUGCUGGUGUAUUGGUUGCUGGUGGUAAUGGUCUCGGUAGUACAUCAGAUAAAUUAAAUGGACCUUGGGGAAUCUAUGUUGAUAGUAGUAAUACAGUUUAUGUAGUUGAUCGUGGUAAUCACCGCGUGCAACAAUGGGUGUCAGGUUUUACUGCUGGUGUUACUGUUGCUGGAUCAACUAAUGAUCCAGGUCCAUGGUCGUAUCAAUUCAAUAAUCCAACAACAAUUACAUUCGAUCCAUAUGGUUCUAUGUUUGUGUUGGACUCUGGCAAUAAUCGAGUACAAAAAUGGUGGCCCGGAGGCAGUUUUGGUAUAACUGUGUUAUCAGCAACUUUGAAUGGUGCGCUAGGAAUGACUAUUGAUCGUGCUGGAAAUCUCUACGUGGCUGACACAGGCAAUCAACGAAUUGUGUUGUUUUCUGUAUGGUGCGCUACUGCAUCAACAACAACUCCAACACCACCUACUUCAACGACAACUCUUAUGUGCCCAAUAGCAGUUUGGAAUUCCAAUGCUACUAUCAUAACAGGUGCAACGGCAUAUUCAGGAUAUACACCAACAUUUGUCUUUGGUCCAUAUGGUGUUAAUUUCGAUGGAUAUCUAAAUAUGUAUAUUGCUGAUACUGGAAAUCACAGAAUUCAACAAUAUUCACCGAAUUCAAAUAUCGGAAGAACAGUAGCCGGUGUUACUAAUUCUUCUGGUACUUCACUGGCGCAAUUUAACAGUCCAUCAGCAGUUGCGUUUGAUUCAAAUGGAAUAAUGUAUAUAUUAGAUACAUUCAAUUAUCGAGUUUUGAAAUGGACCUUAGGUGAUACUUUUGGUACUGUAGCUGUUAAUGGUCGAGGAUCAGGUACAACGUUGGAUAAGAUUGGAGUCAGUUAUGCAAUGUUUAUCGACUAUCAAAAUAAUAUAUACGUAUCUGAAUAUGGCAAUCAUCGAGUCACCAAGUGGAUAGCAGGCAAUAAUACUAUUGGAGAAUUGGUGGCAGGUAUAUCAGUUCAAGGCAGCACUGCCGAUAAACUUAAUUAUCCUUAUGGAAUCUAUGUUGAUGCCAGUAGUGUCUUGUAUGUUGCCGAUCGAUCAAAUCAUCGAAUCCAAAAAUGGCCUGCUGGUGCUGCUGUUGGUAUUACCAUUGCUGGACAGAGUGCUACUCCAGGUGCUUGGUCUUAUCAAUUCAAUUCACCUACGGCAGUCAUAUUUGAUCAAUAUGGUUAUAUGUAUGUUAUGGAUGCUGGCAAUUCAAGAAUUCAAAAAUGGCUACCAGGAAUGACUUAUGGAGUAACAAUUGUAACAUCCUCAAUGGGUACACCUAUUGGAAUGAAUUUCGAUUCUUCGGGUAAUAUAGUUGUUGCUGAUACAUCUAAUAAUCGAAUUGUUUCAUUCAACGUUAUGUGUCGCAAUGCAACUGUAGUUACUUUACCACCUCCCACUUUACCUCCGAACCUAGCAUGUCAAACAGGUGUUUUUAAUACUAGCUGGAUAGUAGCGGCUGGUACUUCACCUACAUCUGGUUCAGGAGGAGCUUAUCUAAGCAGUCCUAUAGAUGUAUAUGUUGAUGGUAAUCAAAAUAUUUAUGUUGCUGAUUCUGCAAACAGUCGAAUUCAAAAAUUUCCACCAGCGGGAACAACAAUAGGACCACCAACUGGAAACACGGUAGCUGGUUUUACAGUAACUGGCGGUAGUGGAUAUUCAGAAUUAAAUAAUCCAACAGCAAUAUUUGUUGAUCUUAAUGGAGUCAUGUACAUUGCAGAUAAUGGAAAUUAUAGAAUUCAAAAAUGGUUACCAAAUCAACCAUUAGGUUUUACUGUAGCCGGAGGACGAGGUAAUGGAGCCACAUUCGAUAAAAUUGGAGUUGUUUAUGCAAUAUUUGUUGAUAAUGUUGGAAAUAUAUAUGUAUCAGAAUCUAGUAAUAAUCGUGUAACAUUAUGGUAUGCUUCAAAUACAACUGCUAGUCAAUUGAUUGCAGGUACUGGUACUGCUGGUACUGCACUAAAUCAAUUAAAUGCUCCUUGGGGAGUGUAUGUCGAUUUAAAUGCAGCAGUAUAUAUAUCCGAUCGAUCUAAUCAUAGAAUUGUAUCAUGGGCUGCAGGUGCCCCUGCUGGUGUAGUUAUUGCUGGUGUAACGGGUUCAGUUGGAUCAACAGCAAGUCUUUUAAGUUUUCCUACUGCAAUUACCCUUGACGAUAGCAAUUAUCUAUACGUUAUGGAUGCUGGUAAUAAUCGUGUUCAAAGAUUUUCUCCUGGUUCUUUAGUUGCUGAUACAAUUGUAUCAAUGGGUUUCAGCAAUCCAAGAGGAAUGCGACUUGAUUCGAUUAGUAAUAUUUAUAUUGCAGAUAUGAAUUAUCAUCGAAUCGACCUAUUUAUAUGUGUCUAUAAUGCUUCGACAACAACAGUAACAACAACAACCACUACAUCAGAAACAACAACAAGUGUUACGACUACAACGACAACUUCAGUAACUACUACGUCAGGUCUUUCUACGACCUCAGUAACUACAACAUCAGCAAUUACAUCUGCUACAACAUCACAUAUAAUAGUUACAACUGUAUCAGGUCCUGGAGGAACAACCACAUCAGGUGCUGGAGGAACAACAGCAGCAGGUGGUGCUGGAGGAACAACAGCGCCAGGUGGUGGUGGAGGUACAACAGCAGCAGGUGGUGGUGGUGGUAGUGGAACAACUGCAGCAGGUGGUAGUGGAACAACAGCAGCAGGUGGUGGUGGAGGGAAUACAGGCAGUCAGUCAUCUAACUCAGAAUCAAGUCAGGGUUCGUCGAACGCAGGUGCCAUAGCAGGUGGAGUUGCUGGCAGUAUAGCUGCUGUAGGACUUGUUGGCGUUGCUGCUUUCACAGCGAAAAACUUGCUUCUAAAAGGAGGUACGAGUGCUGUUCAAAGUGCUGUUACAAGCAAACAGAGUUUUCCUACGAAAUCAUCAAAUAUGCCAUCGUCACAACAACUAUCUAAUCAACCAACAAACAAUACGUCUGGUCCAAGUUCACAGUCGAGAACUGGAGCAAACGGUAAUUCAACAUUAAAUGGUAAACCCGAUGGAUUGUCGCCUUCUCAAAUAAAAGUUGAUAACACAUUCUAUAAUAUUCAUGUUAUCAAAUAA
Molecule: messenger RNA, 13206 nt
Organism: Rotaria sp. Silwood2
Lineage: Eukaryota; Metazoa; Rotifera; Eurotatoria; Philodinida; Philodinidae
Source: the annotation of a GenBank genome assembly